CUACAGGCAGCGUGAGGACAGCCUGUGCCCCAGAAGCAGGAUGAGAAGAUGGCAGACUUCCUGUUACCUCGGGGCACCAGCAGCUUCCGAAGGUUCACCCGGGAGUCCUUGGCGGCCAUCGAGAAGCGCAUGGCAGAGAAGCAAGCCCGGGGCUCGGCCGCCUCACAGGAGAGCCAUGAGGGGCUGCCCGAGGAGGAGGCUCCCCAGCCCCAGCUGGACCUGCAGGCCUCCAAAAAGCUGCCGGAUCUCUAUGGCAACCCACCCCGAGAGCUCAUCGGGGAGCCCCUGGAGGACCUGGACCCCUUCUAUAGCACCCAAAAGACCUUCAUCGUGCUGAAUAAAGGCAAGACCAUCUUCCGGUUCAGUGCCACCAACGCCUUGUAUAUCCUCAGUCCCUUCCACCCCGUCCGGAGAGCGGCUGUGAAGAUUCUGGUCCAUUCGCUCUUUAGCAUGCUCAUCAUGUGCACCAUCCUGACCAACUGUGUCUUCAUGGCCCAGCAUGACCCUCCACCCUGGACCAAGUAUGUCGAGUACAUCUUCACUGCCAUUUACACCUUUGAGUCUCUGGUCAAGAUUCUGGCUCGAGGCUUCUGCCUGCACGCGUUCACCUUUCUUCGGGACCCGUGGAACUGGCUGGACUUCAGCGUGAUUAUCAUGGCAUACACCACUGAAUUUGUGGACCUGGGCAAUGUCUCAGCUUUACGCACCUUCCGAGUCCUCCGGGCCCUGAAAACUAUAUCAGUCAUUUCAGGCCUGAAAACCAUCGUGGGGGCCCUGAUCCAGUCUGUGAAGAAGCUGGCCGACGUGAUGGUCCUCACAGUCUUCUGCCUCAGCGUCUUCGCGCUCAUUGGCCUGCAGCUCUUCAUGGGCAACCUGAGGCACAAAUGUGUGCGCAACUUCACGGAGCUCAAUGGCACCAACGGCUCCGUGGAGGCCGACGGCCUGGUCUGGGAAUCACUGGACCUCUACCUCAAUGACCCAGAAAAUUACUUGCUCAAGAAUGGCACCUCCGAUGUGUUAAUGUGUGGGAACAGCUCCGACGCUGGGACAUGUCCCGAGGGCUACCGGUGCCUAAAGGCAGGCGAGAACCCUGACCAUGGCUACACCAGCUUCGAUUCCUUCGCCUGGGCCUUUCUCGCGCUCUUCCGCCUGAUGACGCAGGAUUACUGGGAGCGCCUCUACCAGCAGACUCUGAGGUCCGCAGGGAAGAUCUACAUGAUCUUCUUCAUGCUUGUCAUCUUCCUGGGCUCCUUCUACCUGGUGAACUUGAUCCUCGCUGUGGUCGCCAUGGCCUACGAGGAGCAAAACCAAGCCACCAUCGCUGAGACUGAGGAGAAGGAAAAGCGCUUCCGGGAAGCCAUGGAGAUGCUCAAGAAAGAGCAUGAGGCUCUCACCAUCAGGGGUGUGGACACCGUGUCCCGCAGCUCCUUGGAGAUGUCCCCUUUGGCCCCAGUAACCACCCAUGAGAGAAGGAGCAAGAGGAGAAAACGAAUGUCUUCAGGGACGGAGGAGUGUGGGGAUGACAGGUUCCCCAAGUCCGACUCGGAGGAUGGUCCCAGAGCAAUGAAUCGGCUCAGCAUCACUCAUGGCCUCAGCAGGACCUCCAUAAAGCAACGCUCCAGCCGCGGGAGCAUUUUCACCUUUCGCCGACGGGACCUGGGUUCCGAAACCGAUUUUGCGGAUGACGAAAACAGCACAGCAGGGGACAGCGAGAGCCACCGCACGUCUCUGCUGGUGCCCUGGCCCCUGCGCCGGCCUAGUGCCCAGGGACAGCCCAGUCCCGCAACCUCAGGUCCUGGCCACGCCCUCAAUGGCAAAAGGAACAGCACCGUGGACUGCAACGGGGUGGUCUCCUUGCUGGGGGCAGGCGACGCUGAGGCUACUUCCCCAGGGAGCCGCCUCCUCCGCCCCAUGAUGCUGGAGCGCCCCCCAGACACGACCACACCAUCGGAGGAGCCAGGCAGGCCCCAGAUGCUGAGCCCCCAGGCUCCCUAUGCAGAUGGCUUCGAGGAGCCAGGAGAGCGGCAGCGGGCCCUCAGCGCUGUCAGUGUCCUCACCAGCGUACUGGAAGAGCUGGAGGAGUCUCACCGCAAAUGUCCACCAUGCUGGAAACGCUUUGCCCAGCGCUACCUGAUCUGGGAGUGCUGCCCACUGUGGAUGUCCAUCAAGCAGAAAGUGAAGUUCAUGGUCAUGGACCCAUUUGCCGAUCUCGCCAUCACCAUGUGCAUCGUGAUUAACACACUCUUCAUGGCGCUGGAGCACUACAACAUGACAACCGAAUUUGAGGAGAUGCUGCAGGUUGGAAACCUGGUCUUCACAGGGAUCUUCACAGCAGAGAUGACCUUCAAGAUCAUCGCUCUCGACCCCUACUACUACUUCCAGCAGGGCUGGAACAUAUUCGACAGCAUCAUCGUCAUCCUCAGCCUCAUGGAGCUGGGCCUGUCCCGCAUGGGCAACCUGUCGGUGCUGCGUUCCUUCCGCCUGCUGCGGGUCUUCAAGCUGGCCAAAUCAUGGCCCACCCUGAACACACUCAUCAAGAUCAUCGGGAACUCAGUGGGGGCCCUGGGGAACCUGACUCUGGUGCUUGCCAUCAUCGUGUUCAUCUUCGCUGUGGUGGGCAUGCAGCUCUUUGGCAAGAACUACUCAGAACUGAGGCACCGCAUCAGCGACUCAGGCCUGCUGCCCCGCUGGCACAUGAUGGACUUCUUCCAUGCCUUUCUCAUCAUCUUCCGCAUCCUCUGUGGCGAGUGGAUUGAGACUAUGUGGGACUGCAUGGAGGUGUCUGGGCAGUCACUGUGCCUGCUAGUUUUCUUGCUUGUUAUGGUCAUUGGCAACCUUGUGGUCCUGAACCUCUUCCUGGCUUUGCUGCUCAGCUCCUUCAGUGCAGACAACCUCACCGCCCCUGAGGAGGACGGGGAGAUGAACAACCUCCAGCUGGCCCUGGCCCGCAUCCAGCGGGGCCUGCGCUUCGUCAAGCGGACCACCUGGGACUUCUGCUGUGGACUCCUGCAGCAGCGGCCUCAGAAGCCUGCAGCCCUUGCCAGCCGCGACCAGCUGCCCAGCUGCAUUGCCACCUCAGGCUCCCCACCACCGCCAGACACAGAGAAGGCGCCUCCAGCCCGCAAGGAGACGCGGUUUGAGGAAGGCGAGCGGCCAGGCCAGGGCACCCCUGGGGAUCCAGAGCCCGUGUGUGUGCCCAUUGCUGUGGCUGAGUCAGACACAGAUGACCAAGAGGAGGAUGAGGAGAAUAGCCUGGGCACAGAGGAAGAGUCCAGCAAGCAGCAGGAAUCCCAGCCUGCGUCCGGCGGCCCAGAGGCCCUCCCAGAGCCCAGGGCCUGGAGCCAGGUGUCAGAGACCACCUCCUCCGGGGCCUGUAAGGCCAGUGCUGCUCUGGCAGAAAGGCGGCAGCAGCGGCAAGCGGAGCCCCCGGCCCCAGGGUGCAGUGAGACCCACGAGGACAGCUACUCUGAGGGGAGCACAGCAGACAUGACCAACACUGCUGACCUCAUGGAGCAGAUCCCCGACCUCGGUGAGGACAACAAGGAUCCGGAGGACUGCUUCACCGAAGGCUGUGUCCGGCGCUGUCCCUGCUGCGCAGUGAACACCACACAGGCCCCAGGGAAGGUCUGGUGGCGGCUGCGCAAGACCUGCUACCGCAUCGUGGAGCACAGCUGGUUCGAGACGUUCAUCAUCUUCAUGAUCCUGCUCAGCAGUGGAGCACUGGCCUUCGAGGACAUCUACCUGGAGGAGCGGAAGACCAUCAAGGUCCUGCUCGAGUAUUCCGACAAGAUGUUCACCUACGUCUUCGUGCUGGAGAUGCUGCUCAAGUGGGUGGCCUACGGCUUCAAGAAGUAUUUCACCAAUGCCUGGUGCUGGCUCGAUUUCCUCAUCGUGGACGUCUCGCUGAUCAGCCUGGUGGCCAACACCCUGGGCUUUUCUGAGAUGGGCCCCAUCAAGUCGCUGCGGACAUUGCGUGCACUCCGGCCCCUACGAGCCCUGUCCCGGUUUGAAGGCAUGAGGGUUGUGGUCAAUGCCCUGGUGGGCGCCAUCCCGUCCAUCAUGAACGUCCUCCUUGUCUGCCUCAUCUUCUGGCUCAUCUUCAGCAUCAUGGGCGUGAACCUCUUCGCGGGGAAGUUUGGGAGGUGCAUCAACCAGACUGAGGGAGACCUGCCUUUGAACUACACCAUCGUGAACAACAAGAGUGACUGUGAGUCUUUCAACGUGACUGGCGAAUUGCACUGGACCAAGGUGAAAGUCAACUUUGACAACGUGGGGGCCGGGUACCUGGCCCUUCUGCAGGUGGCAACAUUUAAAGGCUGGAUGGACAUUAUGUAUGCGGCUGUGGACUCCAGGGGGUAUGAAGAGCAGCCCCAGUGGGAAUACAACCUCUACAUGUACAUCUACUUCGUCAUUUUCAUCAUCUUCGGGUCUUUCUUCACCCUGAACCUUUUCAUUGGUGUCAUCAUUGACAACUUCAACCAACAGAAGAAAAAGUUAGGGGGCCAGGACAUCUUUAUGACAGAGGAGCAGAAGAAGUACUACAAUGCCAUGAAGAAGCUGGGCUCCAAGAAGCCCCAGAAGCCCAUCCCAAGGCCCCUGAACAAGUACCAGGGCUUCUUAUUCGACAUUGUGACCAAGCAGGCCUUCGACGUCACCAUCAUGUUUCUCAUCUGCUUGAACAUGGUGACCAUGAUGGUGGAGACAGAUGAUCAGAGCCCUGAGAAGGUCAACAUCUUGGCCAAGAUCAACCUGCUGUUUGUAGCCAUCUUCACAGGCGAGUGUAUCAUCAAGAUGACUGCCCUGCGCCACUACUACUUCACCAACAGCUGGAACAUCUUCGACUUCGUGGUUGUCAUCCUCUCCAUCGUGGGCACUGUGCUCUCAGACAUCAUCCAGAAGUACUUCUUCUCCCCAACACUCUUCCGAGUCAUCCGCCUGGCACGAAUCGGCCGCAUCCUCAGGCUGAUCCGAGGGGCCAAGGGGAUCCGUACACUGCUCUUUGCCCUCAUGAUGUCCCUGCCUGCCCUCUUCAAUAUUGGCCUGCUACUCUUCCUCGUCAUGUUCAUCUACUCCAUCUUUGGCAUGGCCAACUUUGCUUAUGUCAAGUGGGAGGCUGGCAUCGACGACAUGUUCAACUUCCAGACCUUCGCCAACAGCAUGCUCUGCCUUUUCCAGAUCACCACGUCAGCUGGCUGGGAUGGUCUCCUCAGCCCCAUCCUCAACACAGGGCCCCCCUCUUGCGACCCCAAUCUGCCCAACAGCAAUGGCUCCCGGGGGAACUGUGGGAGCCCAGCUGUGGGCAUCCUCUUCUUCACCACCUACAUCAUCAUCUCAUUCCUCAUUGUGGUCAACAUGUACAUUGCCAUCAUCCUGGAGAACUUCAGUGUGGCCACGGAGGAGAGCACCGAGCCCCUGAGUGAGGAUGACUUUGACAUGUUCUAUGAAAUCUGGGAGAAGUUCGACCCAGAGGCCACCCAGUUCAUUGAGUAUUCGGCCCUGUCCGACUUCGCCGAUGCCCUGUCUGAGCCACUCCGUAUCGCCAAGCCCAACCAGAUAAGCCUCAUCAAUAUGGACCUGCCCAUGGUGAGCGGGGACCGUAUUCACUGCAUGGAUAUACUCUUUGCCUUCACCAAGAGGGUCCUGGGUGAGUCUGGGGAGAUGGACGCCCUGAAGAUCCAGAUGGAGGAGAAGUUUAUGGCGGCCAACCCAUCCAAGAUCUCCUACGAACCCAUCACCACCACACUGCGGCGCAAGCAUGAGGAGGUGUCGGCCACGAUCAUCCAGCGGGCCUUCCGGAGGCACCUGCUACAGCGCUCCAUGAAGCAUGCCUCCUUCCUCUUCCGCCAGCAGGCAGGCAACAGCGGCCUCUCUGAAGAAGAUGCCCCUGAGCAAGAGGGCCUCAUUGCCUACAUGAUGAAUGAGAACUUCUCCCGGCGCCGUGGCCCACCCUCCAGCUCCUCCAUCUCCUCCACAUCCUUCCCACCCUCCUAUGAUAGCGUCACCCGGGCCACCAGCGAUAACCUCCAGGUGCGGGCCUCUGACUACAGCCACAGCGAAGAUCUUGCAGACUUUCCCCCAUCCCCAGACAGAGACCGUGAGUCUGUCGUGUGAGCCUCACUCCCACUGGCCAGGACGCACGGAAAGGCAGGCUGUUGCAUCAUGGCAAACCUGAAUGCAGCCACAAACCAGCAUCUGCUGGGUCUUCCUCGCUUUGGGCUUCGGGAGUGAGAGAUGAGCCUCAGCCCCGUGGAUCGACAAGGCAAAGUUCUGUGGCACCCAUGCUGACGGCCGGAAGCAGUUGGC
This is a messenger RNA of Ceratotherium simum simum (southern white rhinoceros), 6303 nucleotides long. The record is from RefSeq and is a predicted model, not a curated record. Lineage: Eukaryota; Metazoa; Chordata; Mammalia; Perissodactyla; Rhinocerotidae.